CAGUCAUGGCUGUUGAUAUUGGGAAUGGAGAAAUUCAAUUGAUGAAAUCUCAUGAAGAUGUCACGCCUAUUUUGAUAAAAACUGGAAUGAAAGAUAAUGUAAUGGAAUGGAGCAACUGUGGGUCAUUCCUCGCUGUAGGGGGAGUAAUGGAAUCUAAUGGGAAUAGCGUGGUUCAGUUCUAUAAUGUUCAUGGUCAUAUACGAUUCUCACUGGAUGUCAGCUCACAGAAUCCUCUCUCAGCCUUAACCUGGGGUCAUGAUGAUAAACGCAUUUUCGUGGCAUGUGGUGCUCUUCUCCAUGUUGCAUGGGUAGAGAAACAGAUUGCGCCAUUACAGAUUUUAUGUAGAGAAGCGGUUGUAUCAAUUAUGAAGGAGGAGAAGGCGGUCAACAGCCUGACGUUGCCUGGAAGGCUUAAACAUUUCGUUUCUGAGAGAUAUUUCAGUACAGUAAAGGGAUGUAUUCCAGAUCCGUGUAAACUUCGUGAAUUCAUAAGUCGACCACCCCCCAGUAAUGAACGUCUGCAUUGUACUAUGGUUAAAACCGGAGAGGAGACGAGCAACUCAAAUCCCUGUUACACACUCUUCUUGGAAUACCUUGGCGGCUUGGUGCCUCUUCUAAAAGGGAGAAGAAUCAGCAAACUUUGUACUGAAUUUGUUAUUUAUGAUCCGAAAGUUAACAAUGAGAUGAAGAUUU
This is a messenger RNA of Anneissia japonica, 693 nucleotides long. Its product is annotated as tubby-related protein 4-like. Gene Ontology annotation, biological process: intracellular signal transduction. The transcript is spliced from 4 exons. NCBI's taxonomy places the organism in Eukaryota, Metazoa, Echinodermata, Crinoidea, Comatulida, Comatulidae. The record is from RefSeq and is a predicted model, not a curated record. The annotation marks the transcript as partial.